AUGUGGGACCAGCUGUUGAGGUUGUCGUUCACCAAAAAUGUACUUCAAAAUGCUCUUGAACAACCAGUUCGAACGAGUCUUGAUGAUAACAGUAGUCAUGCACGAUUGCAUCGUCAUUCGAAUGUGAUCAUAGAACAGUUACAUACAACUGAUGACUCUUCUUGUGAUUAUGACAACGUCGACGAUGAUAAUGAUAACGCUGAUGGUAGCAGCAGUGCUAGACUAGCUGACGUGCAGUCAUUCCAUACCGCAAGUGAUAACAAUAACAACGACAACAACCACGAUAAUGACAACAGUACAGAGACGAAAGGAAGUAAUGUGAUUGAUAAAAUGACCACUGAUCAUGGGACGCUAGAUGCCGAUGAUAACAUUGUUACCAGUAAUAAUAAUGAAAACAGCAGUAAAAUAAUUACCAGAAUAGAAUGUUCUUAA
Molecule: messenger RNA, 432 nt
Organism: Anisakis simplex (herring worm)
Lineage: Eukaryota; Metazoa; Nematoda; Chromadorea; Rhabditida; Anisakidae
Source: the annotation of a GenBank genome assembly